Pseudovirgaria hyperparasitica is the source of this 2103-nucleotide messenger RNA. RefSeq names its product HET-domain-containing protein. The transcript is spliced from 6 exons. The coding region runs from base 1 to 2103 and encodes 700 amino acids. The record is from RefSeq and is a predicted model, not a curated record. Lineage: Eukaryota; Fungi; Ascomycota; Dothideomycetes; Acrospermales; Acrospermaceae.
AUGGCACAGCCUCAGUGCGAUGACCACGGACAGAUUCCUGCAUAUGCCAUUUUAUCACACACAUGGCUUGCGGACAACGACCAGGAGGUCACGUUUGAGGAUAUUGUAAAGCAGGCAUACCAAGGCAAAGAUGGCUACCAGAAGAUCGAUUUCUCGUUCAAGCAGGCAGCCCGCCAUGGCUUGCGUUACUGUUGGAUCGACACGUGUUGUAUCGAUAAGAGCAGUAGCCAAGAGCUGUCUGAGGCACUCAACUCGAUGUUUCGGUGGUACAGGAAUGCUGCGCGAUGCUACGUAUAUCUGUCCGACGUCUGUAAAGAUGACUCGGACCAUGCAAAUGUCGUCUCGGAGACAUGGUGGCGGGAGCCCUUUAAGAAAAGUCGAUGGUUCUCGCGAGGCUGGACCUUACAAGAACUCUUGGCUCCUACGACACUCGAAUUCUACUCGAAAGAAGGCUCGCUACUAGGAACUAAAUCUUCACUGGAGCGCGAAGUCAAUGCGCGAACGGGAAUCCAGCUUUCAGCCCUCCGAGGCACGACACCUCUAAACCAAUUUUCCGUAACGGAACGACGAUCCUGGGCAGAGCACCGAGAAACUAAACGGCCAGAGGAUUCUGCAUACUGUCUGAUGGGUAUUUUUGAUGUUUCUAUGUAUCCUCUUUACUCGGAAGGAAGGGAUCGAGCUUUCUUACGCCUAGAGGAAGAGAUUGAUAAAGCUUCGCAACGAGAGAAAGAACCUGGAUCACGAAAACAUACAAACGACGACGACCAUGAAGUUCCCGUUCGUAAGCGACUCAAAGUUGAAACUCAUCUGCGCCUUGAUCAUGACCAAGUUGCGAAAAUUAUGGAGUCAUUAAAGUAUGAUCAGAUUGAAGCUCGACAAUUGAACAUCAAGGCUCCGCACUCUAAAACGUGUAAAUGGAUCGUUGAUAAGACUGAAUUUGUUUCCUGGCAAGACUUCACAAAGCCAUGUGGGAUCCUAUGGAUCAAAGGCAAACCGGGUUCCGGAAAAUCGACUCUCAUGAAAUAUUUGCUUGUCUAUGCGCGGAGACACAUCAAAGUGGCUGCUUUAUUGUCAUUCUUCUUCAAUGCCCGCGGCAGUGAUCUCGAGAAAAGUACGAACGGAGCUUAUCGAACACUGCUGGUCCAACUUCUUGAUAAGAUUCCUACACUUCAAUCUAUAUUCGACAGUCUUGGUCCUCUGGCGGGAAGUAUUGAGACCAGCCAUCAUUGGACUACAGAAGUAUUGAAAAAUCUCUUAAUCGAAGCUGUUCAAAGCUUACAAGGCUCGACCAUCGUCUGUCUAGUUGACGCCCUCGACGAGUGCGACGUGGAUGACGUAAGAGACAUGGUGUCCUUUUUCGAAGAGCUAUGUGAAUACGCGAGGUCUGCAAACGGGGAAUUACGUAUCUGCUUUGCAAGUCGGCAUUACCCUCAUAUCACGAUUGAUACGGCUAUCAAUCUCAUUUUUGAAGGGCAAGAGGGGCAUCAAGAAGACAUUGAGAGAUAUUUGAAGAGUAAACUUAGAAUACAUGACGCUGAUGUAGCAGAAAAAGCGCGCGCGUUGCUGCUGGAAAGAGCUUCAGGUAUCUUCAUGUGGAUCGUCCUAGUAGUAGAUAUGCUCAACAAAGACUACGACCGAGGCCGUGAAGCAGAAAUCGAACAACGAAUCAGCAACACUCCAAAAGAUCUCCACGGACUAUUCCACGAUAUGCUGACACGUGACGAACAUGGUAAAGGGUACUUACUUCUCUGCCUACAGUGGGUGUUGUUUUCGAAACGGCCUCUCAAACUAGCUGAGCUUUACUUCGCGAUACAAUCGACCACUAGUCAAUUCAACGCAAGUUUGCGUAAAGCUUCCGACACUACAAUGGAGCGGUUCAUCUUAGACGUUUCGAAAGGCUUGGUUGAGCUCACGAAAACAAAGUCUCCAGUAGUCCAAUUCAUCCAUGAGUCAGUCCGAGACUACCUUUUAAAGACCCAGGCUCUGAAGCUUCACAGAAUGGUACACUCCGAAUGUGAGCAUGCUCUACAUCUUUGCCGAUCAAUACCUGAUGUACACCGGAGAGCGAUAUGGGCCUCCCUUGUUCGCAGGCAUGGUGAAUAA